AUGGGCAUAUUAGCAGAUUUGAAGGAUCAAGUCAUACUGUGCAUUUGGAUUGCCGCCAUGGUGUUUGCGGCAGCCAAAUAUGUCUUUGUCAGCCGAAGGCGGAAUUCCGAAGUGGCACCUUGGAGGACGAGUGACACGAAAAAAGCUGUCAACAAGGCUGCACAAGAAGAACUAUAUGAGAAACUGCAUGCGACUAUCAUGAAAUACAAAACAAGUGUUCCGCAAGAAGAGACCGAUUCAUCCGGAGAUUCCUCCCAAGAUUCUUCCGGGGACAUCGAGGAAGGUGCAGCAACAACCACAAGUGAAGAGGAAGAGAAACAGUUGCAGCCCCGAAUGUACUCGAAUGCCUGUGCCAUUUGUUUGGAAGAAUUUGAAGAAGAGGAAGAGGUUACACAUUCCAUUGGAACGAAAGAGUGUCCACACGUUUUCCAUGAAGAUUGCAUGAAAGAGGUCAUAGUUGCUGCAUUAAGGAAAGACAUUCAUUGCAUCCCAUGUCCUUGUUGCCGGCAGCCUUUCAUUGCCACUGAGAUACAAGCCAAGGGAGAAGAGACGGACGUAUGA
Cylindrotheca closterium is the source of this 561-nucleotide messenger RNA. NCBI's taxonomy places the organism in Eukaryota, Bacillariophyta, Bacillariophyceae, Bacillariales, Bacillariaceae. The record is from the annotation of a GenBank genome assembly.